CUCUGUCUGGGGGGCUUCGGUGAGCGACAUGCAGCCCAUCAGCCUGCAGAACCUCUCCAUAUGUUUCCAGCUCCUGAUGUUUUCCUGUCAGACCCAGGGGGAGAAUCAACCGUCUCCUAAUUUUAACCAGUACGUGAGGGACCAGGGCGCCGUGAGCGACCAGCUGAGCCGGAGGCAGGUCAGGGAGUACCAGCUCUACAGCCGGACCAGCGGCAAGCACGUCCAGGUGCACGGCAAGAGGAUCACCGCCACGGCGGAGGACGGCAACAAAUUCGCGAAGCUCGUCGUGGAGACGGACACCUUCGGCAGCCGCGUGCGCAUCAAAGGGGCUGAGAGCGAGAAGUACAUCUGCAUGAGCAAGCGGGGCAAGCUCGUCGGGAAGCCCCACGGCAAGAGCAAGGACUGCGUCUUCACGGAGAUCGUGCUGGAGAACAACUACACGGCUUUCCGGAACGCCCGCUCCGAGGGCUGGUACCUGGCCUUCACGCGCCGCGGCCGCCCCCGCGCCGCCUCCCGCGGCCGCCAGCACCGGCGCGAGGCCCACUUCAUCAAGCGCCCGUACCGCGGCCCCCCGCCCUUCCCCAACGCCCAGCGCCAGCCCCGCUUCGAGGUCGUGGGCGCCUCGUCCCCCCCGCGCCGCGCCCGGCGCACCCGCGCCCCGCGCCCGCUCACCUAACGCCCGGCCCGGCCCCCCACGUCCCUUCUCCUUGCACCCCCAGCGCUGUUUUUUUCCCCCAUCUCUUUUUUUCCUAAAGGAAGAUGCUCUAUUUUUGUACUCUGAGGCCGCCCGGGGCUGCAAUCCCUGUCCAUCCUGCUGCUCCCAGGCUCGGCUCCCGGCACGCAGCCGCAGGGAUGGACAGCAGUGAGCUGCCAGGCAAAGCCCUGCAGGAGGGUGCGGAGGAGCCGUGCAGCGGCCGGGCACCCAGGGACCCUCCAUCCCUGCAGCACGUCCAUCCGUCCGUCCAUCCUGCCUCUCCCGCGCGCCCACUGCGCGCUUUGCACCCGGGCUCGCCGGGGGCUGCACGGAGAAGCAGGGCCAGCACUUGCCCCCGCGGCCGCCCCGGGUGCCCACGUUAUUUAUUGGCCGGGAAGCGCCGGGCAGCCGCUGCGCUGCACCGGGAGGGACCGACCACCUCCCCGGGCCGCUCGCUCGGCGCGGUUACCAACCCUGCCGUUUCCACACCGGGUCUGUUUUAGGCCUAAACGUUUAGAUUGGGAGUUUAUUUGUAUAAAGAAAAAACAAGGGGGGAACCCCGAUGGUGAAUAAAAGCGAGU
Dromaius novaehollandiae (emu) is the source of this 1275-nucleotide messenger RNA. It is a transcript of the gene FGF17, whose product is annotated as fibroblast growth factor 17. NCBI's taxonomy places the organism in Eukaryota, Metazoa, Chordata, Aves, Casuariiformes, Dromaiidae. Gene Ontology annotation, molecular function: growth factor activity; fibroblast growth factor receptor binding. Gene Ontology annotation, cellular component: cytoplasm. The record is from RefSeq and is a predicted model, not a curated record. The transcript has 5 exons. Bases 29 to 676 code for a protein of 215 amino acids. Gene Ontology annotation, biological process: positive regulation of gene expression; positive regulation of protein phosphorylation; cell differentiation.